AUGGAGUACUUGCAGGAAUUAUCUAGUGAUUUUGGCGAUUUAAUUAAUGACAAAGAAGAAUCUAAUGUGAUAAUACAAAUUGGAGAGGAACCAAAUAUAAGAGAAUUUAAAGCCCAUACCUUGGUAUUGAGAAGCAGAUCAUUAUAUUUUCGUACCGCUUUGUCAAAUAAUUGGGCAAAGAAAGAUGGUAAUAUUUAUAUUUUUAAGAAGCCAAAUAUUUCUCCCGAAAUAUUUGAUAUAAUAUUGAGCGGAAAGAUAACAUUUAAGGGCAAAGAUGGUUCCAAGGCUAUUGCCUUAUUGGGAGGUUUAGGUGAUUAUAAAUUAAGUAAAGUUCAAUUUCCAAGUAAUGCUAUUUAUUGUUCCACCUCAAAUGGUCCUUGUUUUGGAAAUGGCGAUUUGUGGAUGACAGGAAAUUUUGGAAGUUCAAAAAGAACUUCUUAUAAAGAGGUCAUAACCGAAUCUUUUAAUUUUUUUGCGGAUGAUUAUGAAGUUUUUCAAUUGGUAAAAAAAUGA
This is a messenger RNA of Funneliformis geosporum, 513 nucleotides long. The record is from the annotation of a GenBank genome assembly. Lineage: Eukaryota; Fungi; Glomeromycota; Glomeromycetes; Glomerales; Glomeraceae.